AUGGCAAACCUCGAAGCUGUAAUCUCUGGAAAGACACGCGAUGUCGCAAUCAUAAUCUUGACAAAGCAUUCCGAAGAGGAAGCGGAAGGAGUGUUAGCCAAGCACGAAGAACUUGGUCAGUUCUGUGAGGAAAACUUUCCCAUGCUCGUCCGAAUGAUCUUCGGUGAAUUCGAACAGAUGCCCUACAACUCUGAGAUUCGCCAUCUCUUAUUCCGCAUUAUCUCCAUCAAGUUUGACGAUCAAUCCAGACGACCGUUCGAGCAAAUCGACAACGGACCAAGGCAAUAUGCCCUCUGGCUCAAAGAAUUCAUUGAGCGAAGCGAAGACAGAGCACUUCCCGAAAUCCCUUACACUAUCCAAACGCUGCAGUAUAUUCGGCGUUUGUUAGAAUCCAUUGAGUUUUGGAUUCGACGUAUCCACCUUGAUAGAUCUAAGACGUACAAACUUGGGAGUGCUGCCAGGACCAUGGAACUCGUUCUCUAUCACCACUUAGAUAAUGAGGACGAACAUUCAUUCAACAGGAUCGAGUCUUACCGCAUUCGCCGAGCACUUUUGAUCUAUCAGCUUUACUGCAUGCUGUUUCGCCACUCCAAGCGCCGUUACGGCAUGUUCCCCCAACGGCGUAUUCCUGAGCAGAUGCUCUUCUUGCAAUCAUUGCAGCCCUUUCUACUAAAGGAAUUGGAUGCCGUCUAUGGAAUGGUCGAAUGCCAUUUAGCUGCAAUCUGGCGCAUGGGUACGUCAAUUUGUCGGAAGGCCACGCCGCUGCACCCCGGGCUUUUUGCCGUACCCAGCGGUAGCAGGCUUGAAUACAUCAUGGGCUUGGGUCUGCUUGGAAUCAAAAGAUUGCUACUGCAUGAUGAGUUCCAUGCGGGCUUAGACGCAUCUGACGAAGACGUCAUAGAUGACUAUGACUGCUGGGGUAGGGAGUUUCCAGGAGAUCUUACAGAAGGAUUUUUCACGAGGCCUUUGAGGUAUUGUUACGAGAGAUCUCAAGGCGAAGACAGAAUUAUCAUACCCAACAUGGUGUCGCCAUUUAUGGCACGUUGGCAAGGCGCACCAGACGGAGCGAACGGCCCGUCUUGGCUAGCUAGAUCGUUUUCUGAUCCGAGUACGUCGUUGGGAAUACGUGAAAAAAUCGUGGCAUUGAUUGAUACUGACCCCCACAACUGGAAUGGACUCGCCUUCUGGGAAGAGAACCGUCUUAUUCGCCACUUCCAGCUCUUGCGGUCUGACUCGGUCAUCGGUCAAGCCUUCCCUAUCGCGGACCACAACACUACCCGCAAUGCUGCAGACAGAAACCGCGAGGAAAGGUUCAGAGAGAUGGACCCCCGCACUGCAUCGUAUCAUCAUCGACAUUUAUCCUUCACCCAAUCGAAGCUCCUGGCAUUACGGCAUCCUAUCGACAAAUAUCUCAACUCGAUCAUUCUCCACGGUCCAGAUGUCUCUAGUUCUCACUGA
This is a messenger RNA of Annulohypoxylon truncatum, 1458 nucleotides long. RefSeq lists its product as uncharacterized. Bases 1 to 1458 code for a protein of 485 amino acids. NCBI's taxonomy places the organism in Eukaryota, Fungi, Ascomycota, Sordariomycetes, Xylariales, Hypoxylaceae. The record is from RefSeq and is a predicted model, not a curated record. The transcript is spliced from 2 exons.